Molecule: messenger RNA, 3147 nt
Organism: Tachyglossus aculeatus (Australian echidna)
Lineage: Eukaryota; Metazoa; Chordata; Mammalia; Monotremata; Tachyglossidae
Gene: ARMC1
Product: armadillo repeat containing 1
Exons: 7
Coding region: 91-933 (280 amino acids)
Molecular function (GO): metal ion binding; protein binding
Source: RefSeq, a predicted model, not a curated record
CCCCCCCCGCACGGUGGGCCGGCGAUGCGGCGGGGCCUGGACGCGUGAAACCCGAGCACUCAGUAGGAUUUUAUACAUGUGGCAUAGAGGAUGAACUCCUCCACCAUGAACGAAGAGCCUGACGCCCUGUCAGUAGUCAACCAGUUGCGGGAUCUAGCGGCCGACCCGCUAAACCGGCGGGCCAUCGUCCAGGAUCAGGGAUGUCUGCCGGGCCUUAUCCUGUUUAUGGAUCACCCCAACCCUCCUGUGGUCCAUUCAGCUUUGCUGGCUCUUCGCUACUUGGCUGAAUGCCGUGCCAACAGAGAAAAGAUGAAAGGGGAACUGGGUAUGAUGCUGAGCUUGCAAAAUGUGAUUCAAAAGACUACAACUCCAGGGGAGACUAAGCUUCUGGCCUCUGAAAUCUAUGACAUCCUUCAGUCUUCCAACACGGAAGACACCGGCAACAUGAACGAAAUGAAUUCCCGCCGACGGAAAGCGCAGUUUUUCCUGGGAGCCACAAAUAAACGCGCCAAAACGGUGGUUUUACAUAUAGACGGCCUCGAUGAUUCGUCCCGGAGAAAUCUGUGUGAAGAAGCUUUGUUGAAAAUUAAAGGUGUCAUUAGCUUUACGUUUCAAAUGGCAGUUCAGAGAUGUGUGGUACGAAUCCGUUCGGACUUGAAAGCAGAGGCACUGGCCACAGCAAUAGCGUCUACUAAAGUUAUGAAAGCACAGCAAGUAGUGAAAAGUGAAAGUGGAGAGGAGAUGCUGGUCCCUUUCCAAGAUGCCCCUGUCGAAGUUGAACAGAACACAGACCUCCCUGAUUACCUGCCUGAGGAUGAGAGCCCCACAAAGGAACAAGAUAAAGCCGUGUCUCGCGUCGGCUCCCACCCGGAAGGCGGAGCCAGCUGGCUGAGCACGGCCGCCAACUUUCUGUCCCGCUCUUUUUACUGGUGACUGAAGUCUGGGGCUCGAGAACUGCGAACCCCAACAGGGGCAGGGGGAAGGUCCAGUUUUCCAUUGGCAUGGUGAACUGUCAAGUGCAAUUCGCAAUAAGAUAUCAAGGGGAGUUUUUAGAUGACGUAUGCUGCAUAUCCAUUUUAUUGGACGUUUAGCCUGCCUGGCGGUUGAAAGGACAGAGGCCUCAGAUGGAAUUGCUUUGUGUUUUGGUUAUUAGUAUUAUUUUUGUUUCUUAAUUUGGUGGUUUUUCCUGAACAUUUUAUUGCCUCACAUUUUUUAUAUGGGUCCACUAUGAAAAACAAACAAACAUUUAUGCAUACGCAGCUUUAAGGUUUUACUUCACAUGAGCCAUGUGAUUGGGAAAACUCAUUUUCACCUUGUCUCAGGACCUUACCGAGAAAUUCUUUUUAACUCUAAUUGUGCAUGAAUCAAUAAGCCUUUUUUUUUGUUUUUCUUUUUUUUGUGUGUGUCUUUGUUCCUUAUGAAGGAUGCUUCUUUUGGUUCUCUAGGCCAGAAAUCUAGAAGACAGUAGGUCUCCAUUGUCUUUCCUCCUUUUUUUUUUUUUUUUUGGCCUAUCAUGUUCACAGAACCUGAGUUUCCUCCACUCCUUUGUAUAUGAGACUUUCUAUGAAUUGGGAUAUCAGUAACCCCUAGGUACACUGCAGUAAUUUCCCAGCCCCUAAAACCACUGAAGUUUGAUGAGAUUUUGCAGCAAGAAAUCAAUGGAGUAGGAAAAAAAAGGAUGAAUGGUAAAUUAUGUUGUAAGCAUCUUGUUCUAGGAGAAUACGUGUAGAUGAGAAUGUGCGUGUGUGUGUAUGUUUAUACUGCUAGGGAGCCACUGACUGCUAUGUAGGCUGACAGAACAAGGUUGGAAAGCUGCGAUCUGCUGGGGUGUCACCCCCUAUAGCUUUACCUGCAGUAGGAAGUGGCUUGGAGGCCUUAGUCUAUUUGUUCCACACUGUCCUGCGACUAGCAAAAAUAUCAAUAGAUAGAACUGACAUAAACUUGAAAAAGAAAAACAAAAUUGAAUGCCUAGAAUGCCGUUGUGCCACUUACGCGAUCAAAGUUGAAAAUCCAAAAUCUACUUGUCGCCCCCUCCCCAGUAUUCCCUAGUCGUUAUUUCCUUUUAUUGCCUUUCUUGAGUUUUCUGGGAAAAUGCAGCAGUGGGAAUAAGACGGAGGGGGCAGGGAAUUGGAUUUCUGUAACUGUGGUUUGCAGACUACUUUUCUACAAAGAGAUCUUAUUCUUUUCACUUUGUUAUUGUGUGCCCGGUCCAAAACAAAAAAAAAAUAGCUUCACUGAAGGUCAGGUGGUUGUGUUUUUUUGGAGAGGAGGCAGUUAGAAUAUAAGAUAUUAGAUAUGUGAUGCAUUAGUAAGCUUUGGAGUAUUUGGAAAUCAAGAAAGUUGCUAUAUUGUACUACCAAAAUACAGACAACUAACCACAGUGCUGUCAUGAAAAAAAAAAAAUAAACCCCUUUCAGCAGGCAGAAAACGUUCUUUGUAGCAACAUCCGUACUAUAUCUGCUGCAUUUAUUUCCUCGUGACUCGAGCCCAGAAUGACGCAGAGUCCAGAACACUUUUCUCCUUUACGUGAAUGAAAAGCCUCCAGCAACCUCAGCCACUAUAAGGCACACAGCUGCGGUGGGGGGACGAGGAGGAGAAUGGGGAACAGUGGAAAACAGCAAACACCAACAAAAGUCUUGGAUUUCACCUGUUUGAAAUGUGACUCUAGGGUAGGGUGGGGGGAGGUAUUUGCAGCCUAGCUCUCUGUUUGUUUUCAGUAUGUCUAGUCUUUCUAAUUCAGGUGACACGCACAACCGAAAAUGAGUUUUUGAGUAUACUAUUGCUUUAAGUACAUAAUAGUUCUUGCUGCCUAGAAUGUUUCAGUACUGGAUGCAUUUAAAAAUUAAAAAUAAAAAACACAAACCCUCAUUUUUAUAGCCUUGAAUGAAAGUUUACUUUUGUGUUAACAUGUUUGCAUAUUUUUUGCAUUAUCGCACACGUACUUAUUGAAUUAUUACACCUCCUUGAUAUUAAUGGUUCAGUACAAGUAGGUAUGACAGUUUGACGUUUCUGUGUUAAAAAUCUAAGUGUGCUGCUUUUGCCAGUAUUGCAGCUCUUGUAGAACUGUUAAGGCAUCUGUAAAGGCAUUUUUUUUUUUUUUGGUGGGAAUGGCGGGGUGGGAGGUAUAUUGUAAAAUAAUAAAAGUAA